This is a messenger RNA of Astyanax mexicanus (Mexican tetra), 1647 nucleotides long. RefSeq lists its product as uncharacterized. The transcript has 4 exons. The record is from RefSeq and is a predicted model, not a curated record. Gene Ontology annotation, molecular function: zinc ion binding. Lineage: Eukaryota; Metazoa; Chordata; Actinopteri; Characiformes; Acestrorhamphidae. The coding region runs from base 143 to 1489 and encodes 448 amino acids.
AGCCUCGGUGCAUGCAUCACUUCCUCGUUUGAUGUGAGGAUGGUAGGAUGUUUCCGGUCGCAAUGCGGAAGUGCCGGUGUUAUGGCUGAGUCAAUGAAGUUUACGAGGUGCCUCUUGGAGUUGCCGAAAUUUACCAUUAACGAUGUGCGUCGUAUCGUCAGAGGAUCAAGUACAACGCCGCAGAGUAAGCUUGAAAAGGGUUUCAAGUUCUACGUUUCGUCCUACCUGUGCAAUUUUGAAGAUGACCUUACGUGAUUCAAAGCCAGUUGUACUAAUAAACAGCAACUGUUCUUGUGUGGCUGGUUGUGGAAUCUGCAACCACUUGGUUGCAUUGCUUUUCCAGACGGCUCAUUAUUCUGAAUGUGGCAUGACUGUCGUCCCUCCUGUCCUUUCAUGCACACAGACAGAACAGAAGUGGCAUAAACCACGAACAAUGGGUGUGAAGCCUGGUCCCGUGGAUGCGAUGGUUGUCCUGAAGCCCAAACCAGGUGCUACUACAGCCAGUGGGGUUAGAUCUACACUUUACAAGGGCUAUAGUGGUGAGCUCCCACACCCAGCAACCCUCAAUCCUAGACCUGCCUACGCUGGAAUGAAAGCAGAAUCUCUUCCCCUCAUCUGCACAAUGAACAUCUCAGCUGACAAGCCACUUGUGGACUCUGUCUUUGGGAAGGUACAAGCUGGAAGUGUACUGUCCUAUCAACAAACCCUACCUCCACCUGAUAGUGUUGUACUACAUGAGGAUGCACCCCCAUUCCCCAGUGUGCCACUAGAUGGUUACCAUCUAAACCAAAGUGAAUAUUCAUUUGUGCCAACUCACCAAGAACAGCUACAUCUGAGCUCACUUUCUGUGACCUUAUCACAGUCACACCUCAUUGAGGAGGCAACAAGAUGCCAAAGCGCUACACCUGAGUGGCAUUCACUUAGGAGAGAAAGGGUGACAGCCUCACAUUUCAGAGAGGUGAGCCAUGUUAGAGGUCCAAGGACUGCAGAAGGCCUGGCAGAAAGGAUGAUCCGAGGGACACGACAAACGGCAAACAUGAAGAGAGGCCUGGAAAUGGAAACCGGGGCCUUAAAGGAUUAUGCAGUUCUGAAAAACCUGAACUUAACCAAGUGUGGGUUGGUUAUUCACCCAGAUGCACCUUGGCUGGGUGCAUCGCCGGAUGGGCUUGUAUAUGACCCCCUUGAGCGUCCAUCAUUUGGGCUUGUUGAAAUUAAAUGCCCAAAUGCACAAAGUUAUGUGGACUGCAAUGUCCUCAAAAUGGCACAAGGUAAAUACAAACUGAAGGAGAGCCAUUGUUAUUAUUGGCAAGUCCAGGGUCAGUUAUUGAUCACCGGAAUGCAAUGGUGCGAUUUUGUUAUCUGUGCCCAUGAUGACAUCUUUGUGCAACGCAUAUACAGAGAUGGCACUGUAUUAGAGGAGGCGAAAAAAAGGUGUGACAUGUUUUUCUUUAACAUUUACUUGCCAAAAUACCUCUCCAUGUCCAAGUAAUUAAAAAAACAUAACCAAGACAUAUACUCAAACAAUGAAAAAAAAAAUUGCAUUUUAUUGUCAAUUGUUAAACUGUCAUUUCAUUUUUGCAUAUACAGUAAAAGUAAAAAAUGUUGUGUUUUUAACAUAUAAAAUUAAAGCAUUAUUUACAGUAUUUA